Messenger RNA from Lemur catta (Ring-tailed lemur), 3695 nucleotides. RefSeq names its product RAB guanine nucleotide exchange factor 1 (gene RABGEF1). Gene Ontology annotation, molecular function: guanyl-nucleotide exchange factor activity; DNA binding; small GTPase binding. Gene Ontology annotation, cellular component: endocytic vesicle; cytosol. Bases 106 to 1584 code for a protein of 492 amino acids. Lineage: Eukaryota; Metazoa; Chordata; Mammalia; Primates; Lemuridae. The transcript is spliced from 9 exons. Gene Ontology annotation, biological process: vesicle-mediated transport. The record is from RefSeq and is a predicted model, not a curated record.
CGGGCGCGAGGGCGGGUGCGGACUGGCCGAGCCCAGACCUACUCGAGCUACGCGGGGAGGUCGGCGGUCCCGACGCCGGCGGGGCGGCAGGCGAGCAGGAAGAAGAUGAGCCUUAAGUCUGAACGCCGAGGAAUUCAUGUGGACCAAUCGGAGCUCCUGUGCAAGAAAGGAUGUGGUUACUAUGGCAACCCUGCUUGGCAGGGUUUCUGCUCCAAGUGCUGGAGGGAGGAGUACCACAAAGCCAGGCAGAAGCAGAUUCAAGAGGAUUGGGAACUGGCAGAGCGGCUUCAGCGGGAGGAGGAGGAAGCCUUUGCCAGCAGUCAGAGCAACCAAGGGGCCCAAUCCCUCACAUUUUCCAAGUUUGAAGAAAAGAAAACCAACGAGAAGACCCGCAAGGUUACCACAGUGAAGAAGUUCUUCAGUGCUUCCUCCAGGGUUGGAUCAAAGAAGGCAGAAAUUCAGGAAGCAAAAGCUCCCAGUCCUUCCAUAAACCGGCAAACCAGCAUUGAAACGGAUAGAGUGUCUAAGGAGUUCAUAGAAUUUCUCAAGACCUUCCACAAGACAGGCCAAGAAAUCUAUAAACAGACCAAGCUGUUUUUGGAAGCAAUGCAUUACAAAAGGGAUUUAAGCAUUGAGGAACAGUCAGAAUGUACUCAGGAUUUUUACCAGAAUGUGGCUGAAAAAAUGCAGACUCGUGGAAAAGUGCCUCCAGAACGAGUUGAGAAGAUAAUGGAUCAGAUCGAAAAGUACAUCAUGACUCGUCUCUAUAAAUAUGUGUUCUGUCCAGAAACUACUGACGAUGAGAAGAAGGAUCUUGCCAUUCAAAAGAGAAUCAGAGCCCUGCACUGGGUUACCCCUCAGAUGCUCUGUGUCCCUGUUAAUGAAGAAAUUCCGGAAGUAUCUGACAUGGUGGUGAAAGCAAUUACAGAUAUCAUUGAAAUGGAUUCGAAGCGUGUGCCUCGAGAUAAGUUGGCCUGCAUCACCAGGUGCAGCAAGCACAUCUUCAAUGCCAUCAAGAUCACCAAGAACGAGCCGGCGUCAGCAGAUGACUUCCUGCCCACCCUCAUCUACAUCGUUCUGAAGGGCAACCCCCCGCGCCUCCAGUCCAACAUCCAGUAUAUCACCCGCUUCUGCAAUCCGAGCCGCCUGAUGACGGGCGAGGAUGGCUACUAUUUCACCAACCUGUGCUGCGCUGUGGCCUUCAUUGAGAAAUUAGAUGCCCAGUCUUUGAAUUUAAGUCAGGAGGAUUUUGACCGCUACAUGUCUGGCCAGACCUCUCCCAGGAAGCAAGAGUCCGAGAGUUGGUCUCCUGAUGCUUGCCUGGGCGUUAAGCAAAUGUACAAGAACUUGGAUCUCCUGUCUCAGUUGAAUGAGCGACAGGAAAGGAUCAUGAAUGAAGCCAAGAAACUUGAAAAAGACCUAAUAGAUUGGACAGAUGGAAUUGCAAAAGAAGUUCAAGACAUUGUUGAGAAAUACCCACUUGAAAUUAAGCCCCCAAAUCAACCAUUAGCAGCUAUUGACUCUGAAAAUGUUGAAAAUGAUAAACUUCCUCCACCAUUGCAACCUCAAGUUUAUGCAGGAUGAUAAAAAUUUACACGGAUAGUAUUUAUUUGAGCCUAAAUUGUAGGUAGCCCUUACUACAGUCCACUGAUUGGGAUCUAGAAUAUAACUUAAUUGCUUACAGAUGUCAGAUCAUUUUUAAAGGUACAGUUUGUGGGGAUUGUUUUGUUUGUUUUGUUAUUCCUGGCAGGGGAAGCUUAGUUAAUAAUAAAAUACUAUUUAUUUGAGUUACUGAAAUAGAUUCAUUUAAGGCUUGUGUGAAAAUUUGUUUAAAUCUUUCUUUCCUCCAUGAUUUUCCUAUGUGCUUCCUCUGUGGCAUUGACUAUGGUUUGGUUUUGGGUAAAUAAUUGCCUUUUAAAGGAUAAAAUGAAUGAAUGCUACAAAGUAUAUGUUUAAAGGAAUUCAAUGGUACCACUGUCCAACAGUUUGAAUUAAUUUUAUAAUUGUAAAGAUAGAAGAUAUAUUGAUAAGUAAAUACGUAAAAUUGUAAAUAUGUAAAAAAAAAAGGAAUGGUGUCUGCUGUGCAUGGCAUUUUAUUUUAUUUUUAGUUUAAAAUGAAGUAUAUUGAAUGUUUGCCUUUAGCACCAUUUUAUUUGGUUUGCCCCAUUAAAUGAAUCUAAAGUGUUUAGACACACUGUCUUUAAAAUGUGGGCUCCACUAUUAACAAGAUAGUAGCCCUAACUGAGGUCCUGUAUAGUCAGAGGCUGCAACACAGCGAAGGUUUGGAAUAAUUUUCAGGUCACUUAAAGUUGCUGUUCAGUAAAGUCAGUGGAAGACUUUGAAGCCGUGCUUCUAGCAUCUCGCUCCUGCCCUGGUUCAGGGAGUCUUUGUGGAGUUCUCUGAUGAGGAGAAGCUGGCCCUGGGUCUGGGACGGACGACGGGAAUGAACGGGACUCUGGCGGUGAGAGUGGCUGGGGAAUCCCUCAGAGCGGUGACGUGCAGGACAUGCCGCACGGCCUCCGCCGGGUUCUGCUGACUGUGGACAGCACAGACGCAUGUUGCAUAAACCUCUUUCAGGGUUUUCCAAUCUUGGUACUGUCGACAUCAGUGGCCUGAGAAUGUUUGUUGUGGGGGACUGCCCCGUGCGCUGUAGGAUGUUUAGCAGCGCUCCUGCCCUCUGUACCCACUAGAUGCCAGUAGCUCCCCCCACAGCUGUGAAAAAUGAUCUCCAGACAUUGCCAAAUGUCUCCUCGGGGCAAAAUCACCCCCAGUGAAGAACCACUGUUGUCUUUUGUAAGAUAGGGAGUUAUCCUUCUAGUGGUUAAUAUGAUGUAACCAAAGAACAUUGCAUCAAAUGCACGGUAUAAUGUUAACUUCUGAGUAAAAUGUCUCAUUCAGUGAGACUCUGGCUACCUGCCUCAUAGAACCUCUUCUAAUCCUAAUGGAUCCUCUCACAACCUAAAUGUACCAUUGAUGAUUCUUCUUCCAAUCAGUGACUUCUACAGAUUGUGCAAGUGUACUUGUGAAAUUGUGAGUGAUUCCCCAGGGCACCAUUUGUGAAUAGUGUCGCUUCACACAAGCAGUUGAGAAAGGUUCUCUUAUUUUUCCAAUAAUCUUUUAUUUAAAUUUACAUAUAAAAUCUAUCAAGCUUGACACAUCUAAUACCAUAAAGCACUGAAGACACAAAACAGUUAACCAAGUCGGCUGGUCACCAAGCUCACAUGGAAGGUAAUGAGUUACCAUCAAAUGCUGGUGAGAAUCUUCUCUUAGAAUAACCUAGGCCCAAAUGAUUUUAGUAGAAAGCUUUCCCCUUUUUUAUUUUCUACAUAUCUUUCUAGGUGCUAAUCCAGGUAUACAUAGUCUUAAUUCUCCUGGGAAUACACAAUUCUGUUAAUUGUACAUUAUGUUUGUUAAAUAAAAUGUGCAUAUUAGCCGCCCACAAAAGCUAACUUCCUUGGGCUUCUUACAUAUCUUUAAAGGAGGUUGUUGAAUGGAUUUUUUGUAGAUAUCUCACAUUGGUCGAAUUCUUCAGAUAUGGACUCUUGCCUUAUGUAAAGGCUUCUAUUUAAGUCAGCAUCAAUACAAUGGCUAGAGUUUCUGUAUUCUUGACAAGAAAGUGUUGGUAUUUUAUGUACUGUAAAUGUGAUUGGAAUAAACCUUUGGAAUAGAAGUCCUUAAUAAAGUUUCACAAUCCA